Messenger RNA from Chenopodium quinoa (quinoa), 1388 nucleotides. Its product is annotated as probable aquaporin PIP2-5. The record is from RefSeq and is a predicted model, not a curated record. Gene Ontology annotation, cellular component: plasma membrane. Gene Ontology annotation, molecular function: water channel activity. Bases 221 to 1075 code for a protein of 284 amino acids. The transcript is spliced from 4 exons. Gene Ontology annotation, biological process: transmembrane transport. Lineage: Eukaryota; Viridiplantae; Streptophyta; Magnoliopsida; Caryophyllales; Amaranthaceae.
AAAGAAAUUAAAAUGGGGCGGCAAAAUUAGUGAAUCGUUAAUGAACAAAAUUGCAACCUUUUUUCAGCUCCAAUAAAUAGGCUACAACCCCAUCACUUCAAGAACCCAUCAGUUGCAACUUCAGUACCAUCUUUCUCUCACUAAAACUUGUGCUUUCUCUCUCUAAAAUACAUAAAAUUUCCAAUAAAUUUCAUUUUUAUUUUUGUAAAAAAGUUAAGAAAUGGCAAAGGAUAUUGAAGUAGGAGGAGAUCACAGAAGAGAGUUAGCAAAAGACUAUCAAGACCCACCACCAUCACCAUUGUUUGAUGCAGAAGAGUUGGGUAAAUGGUCAUUUUACAGGGCUUUGAUUGCUGAGUUUAUUGCAACAAUGUUAUUUUUGUACAUCACAGUUUUGACUGUGAUUGGGCAUAAGAGUCAGAAUGCUGCUGAUCAAUGUGGUGGUGUUGGUAUUCUUGGCAUUGCUUGGGCUUUUGGUGGCAUGAUCUUUGUCCUUGUUUACUGCACUGCUGGUAUUUCUGGUGGACACAUUAACCCAGCAGUGACUUUUGGGUUGUUGUUGGCCAGAAAACUAUCACUAGUGAGAGCCGUUCUAUACAUGGUGGCUCAAUGCUUGGGAGCCAUUUGCGGUGUUGGACUAGUCAAGGCCUUCCAAAAAUCAUACUACACUCAGUAUGGAGGUGGUGCCAACACUCUAUCCGACGGCUACAGCAAGGGAACCGGAUUGGCUGCUGAAAUCAUCGGUACAUUCGUUCUUGUCUACACGGUCUUCUCCGCCACUGACCCUAAGCGCAGUGCUAGAGAUUCCCAUGUUCCUGUUUUGGCACCACUCCCAAUUGGAUUUGCAGUGUUCAUGGUUCACUUAGCCACCAUCCCAGUUACUGGCACUGGUAUCAACCCUGCUAGAAGUUUUGGUGCCGCUGUCAUCUUCAAUGGCAAACAAGCGUGGGAUGAUCAAUGGAUUUUCUGGGUCGGACCAAUGAUCGGGGCUGCCAUUGCUGCCAUCUAUCACCAGUAUAUCUUGAGAGCUGGUUUUGUCAAGGCUCUAGGAUCAUUCAGGAGCUCCUCCAAUAUGUGAUCAUCAAACUUUCUCAUAUUCGAAAUUCCUCAUCAAAAGCAUGGUUUUUGGCUAUAAUGAGGAUUGUUUGGUGUGCUUAAGCUCUUCCAUUUAUGCCUAAAGAGAGGUGUUGAGUUACCCAAAAGUUGUAUAUAAGAUUUUAAUUUUCAUUUUGGUUGGAAGAGCAAGUCAUUGUUUGUGUCUAGGCAUUACUUUCAGUGGAUGCCAUUUUCUAUUUGCUUUUUUAUUAUUAUAUUUUUAUCUUUUCACUUCCACUGUUGUACUCUGGUUUCUACUUAAUUAUGAAUAAAUGUUUGAAGUUUAUCUUUAGUAA